CGCCAAGUAGCGAAAAUGGCAGCAGCUAAGAAAAUGAGGCUUGAUGAUGAGCAAAGUGUUGAAGUCGAGGGAUACGUCCAUAACGUUUCUCCAAUAAAAGUUUCAAGAAAUAACAACAACUAUUUCAAUGCUGUCUUUCAAGACGAGGAGAAAUAUACAGAUCUUGUGUGCUUUGUACCAGAAUACAAUGGUAUUCUCAAGGAAAUGGAGAAGACAAAGAGUCCAGUCUCCCUCUCGAAAAUAGAAAAAACAGUCAGUGCUAGAACAGGAGCAUACGACAUUAAAGUUACAUCGAAAUCAAAAGUGUCAGCUCCAGCAAGACAGUUGAAAUUCAGAUUCGAAGACCCAGAUAUUCAGAAACUGAUGACCAUCAAUGAAGCAAAAGGACUGAAUCCAUUUCAAAAGAUCACGAUUCAAGGGAAAGUAAUGAAUAAAACAGAUCCAAGCCUCCAAACCAUCAAAUCAGGUGAAAUAAUAAAAAGGUCCUAUGUCACAGUAGCAGAUGCAUCUGACACAAUCCAAGUCUGUGCUUGGGACAAGCACAUUGAUCAGUUGGAUCUUGCAAAGUCGUACAGAUUCACAGCUGUAUCACUUCGCAGUUUUGAUGGCAUUAAGUCCAUCACAACUUGCCCAGACACCAAUAUUCAAGAGAUCCCUGACCUUGGAUUUGUAAAAGCGGGAGAAACUGAUGCCAUCAGUGUUACAGAUACAAUGACCAUCGACUCUGUAUCGUGCAAUUCUCUCACCUUGUGCACUGCUUGCAACAAGGAUAUUGGACUUUUCAAUCCAAGCAUCAAUACUGUAAAAUGUCAAAAUUGUCAUAUGCGACAAAAAACGGCAAACUUGCACAAAACAUUUAAGAUUCAAGUGAAUUGUAAAUUUGCUUCUAAUGCUCAGCCAAAAAAAAUGUCUAUUUCUCAUUCCGUUUUGAGCAACUUCACUGAAACCAGUGAGUUAAAGUCAGAAAAUCAGAUUGAGGAUUAUUUCCUCUCCAAAACCAACUUCAAAGUUGAAGUUACUCCUUCAAAAUCUCAGAUUCUAAAGAUUUUGGAAGCAAAUUAA
Molecule: messenger RNA, 1062 nt
Organism: Saccostrea echinata
Lineage: Eukaryota; Metazoa; Mollusca; Bivalvia; Ostreida; Ostreidae
Exons: 3
Coding region: 16-1062 (348 amino acids)
Source: RefSeq, a predicted model, not a curated record